Molecule: messenger RNA, 1672 nt
Organism: Ceratina calcarata
Lineage: Eukaryota; Metazoa; Arthropoda; Insecta; Hymenoptera; Apidae
Gene: Zfrp8
Product: Zinc finger protein RP-8
Exons: 4
Coding region: 283-1329 (348 amino acids)
Cellular component (GO): cytoplasm; nucleus
Source: RefSeq, a predicted model, not a curated record
UGGUUGUGUGGGGGUGGAGGUCGUUCAACGGCCUUGACAGAGCGUGGAGGGAUUCACUCAUUCACGGCAGUGAAUUCCUAGUGACGUACUUAUUUUCUUGAAUAUAAGGAUACCAUUGGGCCCCGAAACAGUGUUCUAAGAUUUGCGGAAAUUUGAUCGCAGGGUCGUCCGUCGAGGAAAAUCUUUUAUCAGCGUGGGUUCCCAAAAGAAGUACUUAGGUUUUACACGCACGUGCAUGCAUGUAAUCAGUAGCAGAUGAGCUAGAAUAUUUUUAUCCAAGAGAUGACGGUAGACUUAGGUUUUGUAGAAAAAUGCGAGUCGUGGUUAUUGGAAAGUAGAUUUUUCCCGAGUAAGGUCGGUGGUAAACCGGCGUGGCUUGAUUUAAAAAAUAUUCCUGGAGAGAAAGAUGUUCAGUGUGAAUAUUGUAAAGAACCCUGUAUAUUUUUAUGUCAAAUCUAUGCUCCGUAUGAAGAGAACGAUGAUGCUUUCCAUAGAACGAUCUUCAUUUUUAUAUGCAAGAAGAAGGAAUGUUCGAAGUUAAAUGAAACUGGAAACUUGAAAGUGUUCCGUUCCCAAUUACCUAGAAUAAAUCAAUUUUUCCCACCUGAACCACCUGUAGAACAAAGGGACUGGAGAACCGAUAUCAACGUAGAUCAAUGGACAAAAACAUGUUACGUUUGUGGGAUCUUAGCACCUAAUCAUUGUUCUAAAUGUAAAAAGACUAAUUAUUGUUGUCGUGCUCAUCAAGUCUACGACUGGAAGCAUGGGCACAAAGGAACCUGUGGAUCUAGUAAUGAACCAACAAAAACUAAUGAUUUUUUAUUACCAGAAUAUGAAAUAGUAAUAGAGAAAGAUGACACAAACGAUGAAAGUAACAAUGAUUUAUCUAAGGAAGAAGAAGAAAUUAAGAAAUACGAAGCAAUGAUCGAGAAAGGUGAAGCAGGAACUCUUCAAAAUGAAGAUGUGGAAAGUACAUUGUUAAAUGUAGCUGAUCAGCAAGAGGAUCAAACAUUUUGUGAAUUUCGUUUAGUCGUUGAUAAAUAUCCAGACCAAAUAUUAAGGUACGACAGAGGAGGAAGUGUUUUAUAUAUUUCAUCAGAAAACAAAGUUGGUGAUGUACCAAAAUGCUCGGGAUGUAAUGAAGAAAGGCAGUUUGAAUUUCAGAUAAUGCCUCAGCUGUUAAAUUUUCUGAAUCUCGAAGUGGCGACCGAAUGCGUUGAUUGGGGCAUUCUGGCGGUGUUCACUUGUAAAAGAUCUUGUAUACCCAAAAAUGGAUGUAGCGCAGAAUUUGUAUGGAAACAAGAUAUCGUGGAAACAAUAUCUUCGUGAUGAUACAUGGAAAAUUUGCUACACUAUCUAACUUACAUGGCAAUGUAAGAAGGUAUACAGAUAUUUUGUAAAUCAAUUAUUUAAAACAAAAUCAGUAUCGUAAGAAAUAAAAAUUCUAAGAAAAUUUUAUAAAUAAUAACGAAAAAAGCAUACGAUAUUAAAUCCAUGUCAAAAAUUAAAUGCUUAUGUAGAUACUCCUAUCUUAACAAAAUGAAAAGUACUCUUACAGAUUAUAAACGAGUCAUUACUUAGACCCUUCGCUGAAUAAUUAAUAGCAUAAAGUUUCCACAAAAAAAUGAUUAAAAAUCGUAGUGUCACAUAUAAAAAGUCAUGAAAAAAAUAA